Adelges cooleyi (spruce gall adelgid) is the source of this 4078-nucleotide messenger RNA. Its product is annotated as sodium/potassium-transporting ATPase subunit alpha-like. Lineage: Eukaryota; Metazoa; Arthropoda; Insecta; Hemiptera; Adelgidae. Bases 842 to 3856 code for a protein of 1004 amino acids. Gene Ontology annotation, molecular function: P-type sodium:potassium-exchanging transporter activity; ATP binding; ATP hydrolysis activity. The record is from RefSeq and is a predicted model, not a curated record. The transcript has 2 exons. Gene Ontology annotation, biological process: sodium ion export across plasma membrane; potassium ion import across plasma membrane; intracellular sodium ion homeostasis. Gene Ontology annotation, cellular component: membrane.
UUAAAAUAUAGUUAUACAUAAUGAUCGUUUUUUGACGGUCGGCUUUAGUUUUCCGUUUCUGGAAAAAGAUAAAAACCGCGAGUUGUCCGCUUCCGAACACACCCCGUUCCGUUAUCGUACACGUUUUCAGUGCUCUAUCAGACGGGUGAGCCGCACCACUGAGCGAGGUCAGGUCAUUCGGUCACCAGCUACGACCACCGAAUCCAUAUCGUAAACGUGAUUUGACAUAAUUCGAUUUAGUUUCUUCUUUAAAAACCACUUUCGUUCGCGAUAAUACAGUUGGAAAUAAUUACACCGACGUUUUCCAGGACUUCACCUAAUACAUUAGUCAACAAUACUGAGUUCUUAAGAACAGAUAUCAAUAACUUGUCCGUCGUUCGAUUAUUCUAUUAAUAUUUGUUAUGCGAAACUCUAUUCUCUACUUUCAUUACAACUAACUGGGAAAACAAUUAAGGCAAAAACAUGAUGCGAGACAAGACAUCUUGAAUCGCGCAGAUCUGGGAUAGCAACAGCACAUACACAUACACACUUCGGAUAUCGGAGUAAAACUUUUUUCUCUGUCUGUGAUAUUAUUUAAUUAACUUAAAAAAUGAAUCUUUUAGUCGUUAUCGAUUUCCUCGACCACAUGAUAGAGAUAGAAUCACCUAUUUGUAAUCAAAUGAAACGAUCGUUAUAAGUAGUUUUUAAGUUGUUGAUAUAAAUUCGUUAUUCCAGUUAGUUAGUUUAUUUAUCUAUUUUGUAAACAAAUAAUAAUAACAAUGAAUUCCUACAAAUAUUUUUGAAACUAUUAACAAUUUUUAAUUGUAUUUUACGCUGAAAAGUCCCUUAUACUCUGUCCAAUAUGGGUUCCAAAGAGGAAAGUAGUAACGCCAAAGCGGCCAAAAUGAGUGAUCUCAAAAAAGAAAUCGAUUUGAACGAUCACCGGAUACCGUUGCCUGAAGUGUAUGCGCGUUACGAGACGGAUCCUGAGAGAGGUUUAACGACUUCUCAGGCUAAAAGGUUACUGCUUAGGGACGGACCUAACGCACUGACCCCACCUAAAAGGACACCUGCGUGGAUCAUCCUAUUGAAACACCUGUUUGAAGGAUUUUCGAUCCUGUUAUGGACGGGUGCAGCUUUAUGUUUUCUGGCAUACGGUAUCCAGUAUUCCACUUCUGAAGAGCCCCAAGAAGAUAAUUUAUGGCUGGGAACAGUUUUAGUGCUGGUUUGUGUAAUUACAGGUGUUUUUGCAUACAGCCAAGAAGCAAAGAGCUCUAGAAUUAUGGACUCAUUUAAGAAUAUGGUACCUCAAUACGCCAAUGUUGUACGGGAUGGAGAAAGAAAAAACAUACUUAGUUCAGAACUAGUCAGAGGUGAUAUUGUGGAAGUUAAGUUUGGUGAUCGUGUUCCGGCCGAUGUCCGUAUUAUCGAAAGUCAUAACUUCAAAGUGGAUAACUCUUCUUUGACCGGAGAAACAGAACCACAACCGAGAGACUCGGUCGUAUCAAAACUGGAAGUGUUAGAAGCCAGUAAUUUAGCUUUUUUCUCCACUAAUGCAGUCGAAGGCACUGCAAAAGCCGUUGUUAUACUUUGUGGUGACAAUACUGUAAUGGGUCGUAUUGCUGGACUGACUACGAGACUGGAACAAAGAGAUACACCGAUCGCAAACGAAAUUCAUCAUUUUAUGCAUUUAAUAUCUGCUUGGGCUAUUUUUCUUGGAGUUUCAUUUUUCAUAAUGGCUUUCCUUCUCGGUUACCAUUGGCUCGAUGCAUUUAUAUUCUUGAUUGGGAUAAUUGUCGCCAACGUACCCGAGGGUCUUCUAGCUACCGUAACGGUAUGUCUAUCUUUAACGGCCAAGCGAAUGGCAUCGAAAAAUUGUGUUGUAAAACAUCUUGAAGCCGUUGAAACUCUUGGUUCUACAUCUACAAUAUGUUCUGACAAAACAGGAACACUGACUCAAAACCGUAUGACAGUUACACAUUUAAGUUACAAUAAAGAAAUAAUUGAAGUGGACUACUUCAAAGAUCCAACAGGUGUGACCGAAGAAGCAAGGAAUACUAAAGCUUACCAGUCAUUAGUUAGAGCAGGAUGUCUUUGCAGCCGAGCUGAAUUUAUAUGUGGUCAGGAUAAUACACCGGUGCUCAAAAGAGAGGUUAUGGGAGAUGCUUCCGAAGCAGCCAUAAUAAAAUUCUCUGAACUUGCCGUAGGAGAUGUCAUGGCGUUCCGGGAACAACACAAAAAAGUGGCAGAAAUACCAUUCAAUUCUUCUGAUAAAUUCCAAGUGUCAAUACAUGCUUUGCCGUCCAAAGGCCAGUUGUUAGUUAUGAAAGGAGCUCCAGAAAGGAUAUUAGCUCGCUGCACUCGAAUGCGUUAUGGUGACGGGGUUGUUGAAUUGGAUGAAAAUAUCAGACAAGAGAUGGACGAAAUAAUCGAACAGCUUGGGAGUUACGGAGAAAGAGUACUCGGAUUUUGCGAUCUUUUUUUAAGUACAGAACAAUUUCCCAUUGGUUUCAAUUUCACUACAGAUCCUCCAAACUUCCCGUUGGAUGACUUACGAUUUUUGGGAUUAAUGUCUAUGAUAGAUCCUCCGAGACCAGGAGUACCAGACGCUGUUGCUAAAUGUCGUUCAGCUGGCAUUCGUGUCAUUAUGGUAACUGGUGAUCAUCCAGUAACAGCCAAAGCUAUUGCUAAGGCCGUUGGUAUUAUCACGGAAGGCUCUGAAACUCUAGAAGAUAUUGCUAAGCGACGUCGCGUUCCGGUAUCUUCGUUAGACCCGAGAGAAUCUACAACAAUUGUCAUUCAAGGCUCAGUGUUGCGAGAUAUGACAUCAGAAGAGCUGGAACACGUUCUAAGAACGAAUAGGGAAAUCGUUUUCGCUCGUACUUCUCCAACGCAAAAAUUGCAUAUUGUUGAAGGCUGUCAAAAUCUUGGAGCUAUUGUAGCUGUCACUGGAGAUGGUGUAAACGAUUCACCCGCUUUAAAAAAAGCAGAUAUCGGUAUAGCAAUGGGUAUUACUGGUUCUGACGUAUCAAAGCAAACAGCUGAUAUGAUAUUAUUAGAUGACAACUUCGCAUCAAUCGUUACCGGAGUAGAAGAAGGGCGACUCAUUUUCGACAAUUUGAAAAAGUCAAUAGCAUAUACAUUGGCCUCUAAUGUCCCCGAGAUAACGCCUUUCUUAUUAUUUAUUGUAAGUGGUAUACCAUUACCCUUAGGAGUAGUUGCUGUUUUAUGUAUUGACUUAGGAACUGACAUGUGGCCCGCUAUAUCAUUAGCGUACGAGAGAGCUGAAUCUGAUAUCAUGUUGAGACACCCCAGAAACCCAGUUAAUGAUAAGUUGGUAAAUGGAAAGCUUAUAUUUGUCGCCUAUGGUCAAAUUGGUGUCAUUGAAGCAGUUGCAGGAUUUUUCUCAUACUUCGUCAUAAUGGCUCAGUGCGGUUGGCUACCGUAUAGAUUAUUAGGAAUUCGUAAUGAAUGGGAUUCGAAGUCUGUCAAUGAUUUAGAGGAUUCAUAUGGACAAGAAUGGACAUUCGUACACAGAAAAGAGUUGGAAUAUACUUGCCACACUGCCUUCUUUAUAGCUAUUGUAGUAGUCCAAUGGGCUGACUUAAUCAUUUGCAAAACUCGAUACAACUCGAUUUGUCACCAAGGAAUGGACAAUUGGGUGCUGAAUUUCGGUAUCGUGUUCGAAACGUUAGCUGCUUGUUUCGUCUCUUACUGCCCGGGCAUGACCGAAGUGCUCAAGACCUACCCAGUGAAAGCCGAAUGGUGGCUUCCUGCUUUACCUUUUGCCGUUGUCAUAUUUAUUUAUGACGAAUGCAGGCGUUUUUGGCUCAGGACUCAUCCCGGCGGAUGGAUCGAACGACACACAUACUAUUAAAAUAUGUUAAAUAUAACAAUAAAUAAAAAAUAAUAAUCACUAUUGCGUCAAUGUCCCUGUAAAAAACGAAAAUCAAUUAAUAUAUAAACGUUUAUCUUUGCGAAAACCUCAUUGAUUAAACAAUUUAAAUGUAUAGCUGUUAUUGUUAUUGAUAGUUUUAUUAGUUAUUUAUAAAAGCGAAUUUUUUGAAAAUUUAGAAUUAAAUUAAAAAAAAAAAAAAAA